Molecule: messenger RNA, 1715 nt
Organism: Chanos chanos (milkfish)
Lineage: Eukaryota; Metazoa; Chordata; Actinopteri; Gonorynchiformes; Chanidae
Gene: top1mt
Product: DNA topoisomerase I mitochondrial
Exons: 14
Coding region: 207-1715 (502 amino acids)
Biological process (GO): chromosome segregation; DNA topological change; DNA replication
Cellular component (GO): chromosome; nucleolus
Molecular function (GO): DNA binding; DNA topoisomerase type I (single strand cut, ATP-independent) activity
Source: RefSeq, a predicted model, not a curated record
ACUAUGCCACCAGACUCAAAGCAACAAAACCAAGGUGGGAAGAAGGGCAGUCUUCCAACGGACAGAAAUGGAAGACUCUGGAACACAGAGGUCCACUUUUCCCGCCCAACUACGAACCGUUGCCCAGUCACGUGAGGUUCUACUACAACAGGGAGCCAAUCAAACUGAGCCUGGCUGCGGAGGAGGUGGCGACAUUCUAUGCCAAAAUGUUGGACCACGAAUACACCACCAAAGAAGUCUUUCAGAAGAACUUUUUCGCCGACUGGAGAGAGGAAAUGACGCAUGAAGAGAGGAAGCUGAUCAAAAAUCUGUCAAAAUGUGAUUUCAGCGAGAUCCAUAAGUAUUUUAUGGAGAAAGCAGAGGAGAAGAAGAACAUGACUAAAGAGGAGAAGAAGGCCAUGAAAGAGGAGGGGAACCGGCUGACAGAAGAGUAUGGGUUCUGCAUGCUGGAUGGGCACAGAGAGAAAAUCGGAAACUUCCGUGUGGAGCCUCCCGGGCUAUUCCGAGGGCGAGGGGAACAUCCUAAAAUGGGCAAGCUUAAGAAGAGGAUCCAACCUGAGGACAUCAUCAUCAACUGUGGCAAAGACUCAGAGAUCCCAGAGCCUCCUGAAGGCCACAGAUGGAAAAAGGUUCAGCACGACAACACGGUGACCUGGCUCGCCUCGUGGGUAGAGAACAUUCAGGGCCAUAUCAAAUACAUCAUGUUAAACCCCAGCUCCAAACUCAAGGGGGAGAAGGACUGGCAGAAGUAUGAGGUGGCACGCAGGUUAAAGCUUAUCGUGGCGUCCAUCAGGGAGCAGUACCGUAAAGACUGGAGCAGUCGGGAAAUGAAGACCAGACAGAAGGGCGUGGCCUUGUACUUCAUUGACAGGCUGGCUCUGAGAGCAGGCACUGAAAAGGAUGAUGACACUGCAGACACAGUGGGCUGCUGCUCCCUGAGGGUGGAGCACAUCACACUCCACCCAGAGCUGGACGGUCAGGAGUACAUGGUGGAGUUUGACUUCCUGGGCAAAGACUCCAUCCGCUACUACAACAGAGUCCCUGUGGAGAAGCAGGUUUUUAAAAACCUGAAGAUCUUUAUGGAAAACAAAGAUCCUGAAGAUGAUUUGUUUGACAGGAUCAAUACGUCCUACCUCAAUAAAAGUCUCAGUGAAUCUAUGCCAGAGUUAACAGCCAAAGUGUUUCGAACCUUCAAUGCUUCCACCACCCUACAGGAUCAACUUAACAAACUCACCACUGAUGACAUGAGUGUGGAGGAGAAGAUUCUCUCAUACAAUAGAGCAAACAGAGCUGUGGCUAUACUCUGCAACCACCAGAGGGCAGCACCCAAAACGUUUGAGAAGUCCAUGCAGCUGCUGCAGGAGAAGAUCAAAAAGAAGAAGGAACAGUUGGUUGAAGCCAAGAAGGAACUCAAACAAGCCAAGAAAUCACACAAAGAAACCCCAUCAGAAAAGUCCAAAAAACUGGUGGAGAAGAAGGAGAAGGCCGUGAGGAGGCUGCAGGAGCAGCUGACGAAGCUCCAGCUCCAGAUGACUGACAGAGAGGAGAACAAAGUCAUCGCUCUGGGCACGUCCAAACUCAACUACCUCGACCCGCGCAUCACAGUCGCCUGGUGUAAGAAACAUAAGGUACCGAUUGAGAAGAUCUAUAACAAAACGCAGCGGGACAAGUUUGCCUGGGCUAUAGACAUGGCGGGAGAAGAAUUUCAGUUUUGA